ACUAGCGACUUUAGCUCAAAAUAUCACUUAACCUUCCGCGACAAGUAAUGCAGACGACUCCACACUCGUCAUCUUCUUCCUCCCAUCGUUUUAUUUUUCAUUUUUUUUUUCUGUUUAAUUAUUCCAAAAACAUAUCCAAAAUCGAGCAUCUUUUCCAAAACCCUAAUCCCAAAAUUCCCCAUUUCUGCUUCGAGCUAUAUUUAAGCGCCAGCAGUUUGAUUCGAUUUUGGUCGAUUGAGGACUCAGAUGAAUAACAGUACGGCGUCUCAGUACAUGGACAAGCAGAUCAUGGAUCUCUCCAAUUCCCAGAGCAACAUCGCCGGCAGCAAUGGCGGCGGCGGCGCGGAUUUCAUCGAUUUCAUGAACCGCCCCGCGGAGAAGAAGGAGGACAUGGUCCCGAGCUACGAUUUCAUGCCGAUUCGACCCGCCACCGCCGCGGCGUCGUCGUCGUCGUCGCCCAAGGCCGCUCGCUCGAACUUCGACUCGGACAAUGACGAUCCUCCCCUCAGGACGUGGAAUUCUGUGGAUUCGAAAGCGAAUUCCUCGCCUAUCAGGAAUUACAAUUCUGUUGAUGUUGAUGAACCUGCCAAAUUUGUGUUGGGGAAGAAUCACAAAACUGGCAGUGCACCUUUGGACGGGACUUUAGUUUCUGACAUUGAGAGAAUGAUGAAGAAGCAUAUGGACAAUCUGAUUCAUGCCAUCGAUAACAUGAGUUCAAGGUUGUCGCAGUUGGAAACGAGAUCUCGCAACCUGGAGCACUCCAUCGAUGAUCUGAAGACAUCUGUUGGGAACAAUCAUGGUGCCAUUGAUGGAAAAAUGAGACUGCUAGAGAAUAUUCUUACGGAGGUGCAAUCCGGUGUUAAGGUAGUAAGAGAUAAACAAGAUAUUGUUGAAGCUCAAUUGCAGAUUGCUAAGAUGCAGUUGCCCAAGGCAGAACAUAUUGAAAGCAAGAUUAACGCUCAACCUGAUCCAAUGCAGACGGGAGUGCCUACCCAGCAUCAGUUCUCUAACGUCCCUCUGACACAAGCACCUCCAGCUCUUCAUCCCCCAAAUGCUCCUCCGUCACCUCCACAACAGAACAUACAACCCCAAGUUCAACUUCCCAACCAGUUCCCUCAAAAUCAAAUUCCUCCAGUCUCUCAGCGAGAUUCUUACUUCCCCCCGCCCAGCCAAACCCCAGAAAACCCAAAUCAGCAAUAUCAAACACCAGAAAACCCAAACCAGCAGUAUCAAUUACCUCCCUCGCAGCCACAGCAGCAGCAGCAGCUUUCAGCCCCGCCUCCACCACAGCACCAGUAUCAGCCACCACCGCAGCCGCAAUACUCUCUGCCACCUCCACCUUCUCAACCACACUCCUCGUUCUCAGCUGUUAACCCCUCUAUGCCUCAGCCACCAAUAGGUCACCAUUCUGAAGAAGCUCUGCAUAUGCCCAUGCCCCCUCAAAAUUACCCUAUGAGCUCUCGCCCACCUCCCUCUGUUCCAUCUACUGGAGUUCCCCCACCUGCCUCGCAACAAUACUUUGGACCGACUCCAAGUGUGUACGAGCCUCCACCCACCAGCAGACCUGGUUCAGCAUACUCAGGUUCGUUCGGUCCACCAUCAGGUCAUGGCGAACCAUAUCCUUAUGGCAGUGCUCCAUCACAGUACGGUACUAGCUCCCCUAUGAAGCCACAGCAACUAUCUUCUCCUAGUAUGGGCCAGAGUGGUGGUAGUGGUUAUCCACAGCUACCUACAGCUCGAAUACUGCCUCAAGCACUGCCAACUGCCUCUGCAGUGGGUGGUGGUCCUGGGUCUGGUGCUGGUGCUGGUGCUGGUGGUUCCGGGAAUAGGGUUCCGAUCGAUGAUGUAGUAGACAGAGUAACCAACAUGGGAUUCUCUAGAGAUCAAGUGAGGGCAACAGUUCGAAAGCUAACAGAAAACGGACAAGCGGUUGAUUUGAAUGUCGUCCUGGACAAGCUGAUGAACGACGGGGAUGGCCAAGGUCCACGAGGUUGGUUUGGCCGGUGAUCCGACUAUGCUGCACGUUCAUUCCCAUCUUUGAUCCAACACUGCUGGACAGGAAUAAUUUCUCUGAGUUCCCAUUAUCUUGUGAUUGGCUUUUAAAUGUUUUUUUGUUGAUAAUGACUUAUAUUCUUAUGUGGCAUUGUGAAUAUGUGUUGGCCUUCUCUGCGAGUGUCUUUUAUCUUCUUUAUGAUAUGUAUUUAGCCUUUGGCAAAUUUCCCCUAAGCACUACAAUUUUUCCUAGUUCA
Molecule: messenger RNA, 2249 nt
Organism: Salvia miltiorrhiza (redroot sage)
Lineage: Eukaryota; Viridiplantae; Streptophyta; Magnoliopsida; Lamiales; Lamiaceae
Product: altered inheritance of mitochondria protein 3-like
Exons: 3
Coding region: 247-2007 (586 amino acids)
Source: RefSeq, a predicted model, not a curated record